AUGUCUGGAAACCACUCCAUCGUCAUCCAAGCCCCGGGGAAGGCCGAAAUCGUCGAGGCCCCCAUCCCCAAGCUCAGAGAGGACUACCUCAUCGUCAAAGUCGCAGCCGUCGCCCUGAACCCCACCGACGUACUGCACAUUGACACUUUCGCACCCGUAGGCGCACGCGUUGGUUGCGACUACGCCGGCACCGUCGAGAAGGUAGGCCCCAAGGCCAGCAAGGCUUUCAAAAGGGGGGACCGCGUCGCUGGGUUCGCCCACGGCUCCAACGCCCUCCACCACGAGGACGGCACGUUUGCGGAGUACAUCACCGUCAAGGCGGACCUGCAGCUGGGCAUCCCGGACAGCAUCAGCUUCGAGGAGGCCGCAACCCUCGGCCUCGGCGUGGUAACGGCGGGCCAGGCCCUCUUCCAGAGCCUCGACGUGCCUUACCUCGACAAUCCCGCCACGGAGAAGAUGCCGGUCCUCAUCUACGGCGGCAGCACGGCGACGGGAUCGCUGGCUAUCCAGUACGCCAAGCUCGCCGGUCUCUUCGUCAUCACGACGGCUUCGGCGCAUAAUUUUGACUAUCUCAAGAAGCUGGGCGUUGACGUCGUCCUGGAUUACCAUUCCAACACCGUCGUCGAGGACAUCAAGAAGCACGCCGGCGCCGGACAGCUGAAGAACGUGCUCGACUGUAUCUCCACAGAGGCGACCGCCAAGAUCUGCGUCAACGCCUUUGGCGAGGCAGGCGGCGUCUACUCCGCCCUGCGGUUCGUGCCGGAGGAGCUCGUGUCGGCGAUUAACGACAAGGUGACACUGAAGCUGAAGCUGGCGUAUUCCGCCAUUGGAGAGGCAUUCCAGUUCGGACCGCUUUCGUUGCCCGCGGAUCCGGCGGACCUGGAAUUCGCAAAGAAGUUUGUGGCGGAUACUGAGAAACUGCUGGCGGAGGGAAAGCUUGUGCCUCACAAACCGACUGUGGAUGAGGAUGGGAGUGGUCUCGGCGGCGUACUCAAGGGUCUCGAUCUCGUCAGGGAGGGCAAAGUCAGCGGCACGAAGUUGGUGUAUCACAUCUAG
Molecule: messenger RNA, 1056 nt
Organism: Colletotrichum chrysophilum
Lineage: Eukaryota; Fungi; Ascomycota; Sordariomycetes; Glomerellales; Glomerellaceae
Exons: 1
Coding region: 1-1056 (351 amino acids)
Molecular function (GO): oxidoreductase activity, acting on NAD(P)H
Source: RefSeq, a predicted model, not a curated record